Molecule: messenger RNA, 1185 nt
Organism: Branchiostoma floridae (Florida lancelet)
Lineage: Eukaryota; Metazoa; Chordata; Leptocardii; Amphioxiformes; Branchiostomatidae
Exons: 2
Coding region: 16-1170 (384 amino acids)
Source: RefSeq, a predicted model, not a curated record
UACAAAAUAGAAUGAAUGAUACAAAAUAGAGAGCUGUCAGGCUUGCUCACAGGUGGAACUAAAAGUUGUUUUUCCUCCAGAGGAGUCCAGGAUGAGAACCUGGGCUGGACGGUUGUGCUGCGGGAUGGAACAGAAGAGUACGAGCUGGCCGGGUACGACUAUGUCCUCGACCUCAUCGCAGAGAUGGAGAUGGCACCUGGAUUCCCUGUCUGCAAAUCCUUCUUUCUUGUAUCCUCAGAUAAAAUGGCAAGUAAUGCUGAGGAGGUGGACAUAUCAUUCUCAGAUAUCCCCACCAAGGUUCCUCCGCUGCUACAGAGUGGAGUAAGAGGAUAUUCAUAUGAUGGCCCCCUAAAACACGCAGAAAGAUUGUCCCAACAAUCAGAAUAUGUGCAUAACUUCCCUCAAAGGCAAGCUGCCAAUAAGGACUCCAUGCCGGGCAGCAGUGACUAUCUGCCGUACGAUUACAAACUCCCGAUUCGAGAUUAUGGCCUGCCACCCGCACCAGACUACACCACAGAGGAUGGCGGCAGGUUCCGCCAUGGCCCUGGGAGUCCGUCAUCAUCUAGGUCAACACCUCAACACCACAUGUCCAACAGGAGAAUGGGCAACACUCCACACAGAGAGACAAGACUAAGGCACAAGAGCCUUGGAGGCCGUUCUGUUGGAGGGCAGUCUAUCCCACACAGUGAAGUGUCCCAGUCAGGUCUGGAUGACUACCUGGACAGACUCUUCAACCCUGUCUUGUCAGACGACAGCUCUGAGCUCGGUGAUGCAGCUGGUAUGGAGGUGCACAUGAAGGGAGGAGGACAAGCACCUGCACCACCUGGAGCGGCUGGGACUACAGGAACAUCCUCGACGACACCCAAGAUGGCAGGGCAAAAUGUGGAUCUCAAUGCAGCAAAUAGCAUGAUGGGAAUGCAGCCAGGAAUGAUGGGAGUAGGACUCUUGCCAACUAUGCCAAAUAUGGGGCUGAUGCAAGGUGUGGGGAACCCUGCCCUGCUGCAACAGGCAAUGCUUCAGCAGCAGGCAUACCUGGCACAACAGAUGAUGCUGGUAAGUCCUAACUUAAAUCCAGCUGGGCAAUCCUGUACAUGGAAUUGUUGCAAACUAUUAAACCCUGUUUUACAUUUUUGUACUUCUCCAUCCAAACAUCACUCACUCAUGUAUUAAAAUCAUUUCACUUUU